AUGGAAAGCCGCCGGAAUUCUACCACAGUCGUUGGUUUCAGCCUCCUCCCCUCCGAGCUCAUCCAUUACAUAAUUCUCCGGCUAGCUUUACCUGACAUCUUCCACUUAAAAUCCGUCAACAAAUUCAUUACAUCAGUGAUCGCCGACCAAGAUUUCGCCCGUGAUUAUAAUCUCCGAUCAAGCUCCUCCACCUGGCUUUUUGUAUACAAGAAGAGGUGGCACCGUGAUCCAGUGGUGGUUCAUGGGUUUACUCAAUCCUCAGAACGGUGGUUUAAGGUGAUGAUCGGAGAUAUUUUGAAGCCGGUGACUCCUCCCGGUGAAGAUCUUUAUUUCUUGACGGCGGCCGGUAACUUUUUCCUUUUUGCUUUGAAUUGCAGCCGGGAAGUUAUUUCCGUUGACCCUAUAACCAAAACAGUCAAAAGAAUCCCUCAAAGCCCAUUGGGGCCACGUGGCACUUCCUCCUGGAGGAGGUCCGGUAUCAAACUGUUAGCGGGCCCAUCCGAGUCGGGUCAAUUUCGGUUCUUGUUUGCAGAAAUGGUCGAUAAUAACCCUACUUUGUUCGAGUAUGAUUCCACUACAAACAAGUGGAAGUCAACCAUAGCAAGGGAGAAUAAUGUAAAUUUAACGCAUAACAAUGUUAAAGACAAAAACCGUAUAUUCCUAAGCGCGUCAAACGGGCCUAAUACAAGUAUUGUCAUUUCUGUCGGGUGUGACAUAAAUGAUCCUUUGGUUGUACGUCCAAGAUUUACUGCACUUCCUGAGGAUGGUGAAUUAGCCGUUGGAUUUAGUUGGGGCAGUGUGAUCAAUCGAUUACACAUCUACGGUGAUGGACGGAUGCUGAUCGUUCGAUCAGGAUCUGUUGGUUUGAAUGAUUGUCGCAGAAUUAGAGUCUUAAAACAUAUAGAAUUAUGGGGGUUGAGCCCAAAUGGAAGUCAGUGGGCUUUUGUGUCAUCGAUCCCAAAUGGGCUAAUUGAUGAAAUCAAAAAGCCCUAUGGGGUUAUGAUGGGAUGUUUGGAGGAACGAGAACAAACAAUUAGGGUUAUCUUGAUGUCAAACUUUGAAGGUGCUUGGGACAUUAUUUGGCUCGGGUUUGACUUAGUAAAGUCAAGAUGGUUUCGUGUACCACUUCCUGUGUUCAACAUGGAGGGCUCGAACAUGGCCGGGGUCACCUUUUCCUCUGGGCUAACGAUCGCUUAG
Lactuca virosa is the source of this 1197-nucleotide messenger RNA. NCBI's taxonomy places the organism in Eukaryota, Viridiplantae, Streptophyta, Magnoliopsida, Asterales, Asteraceae. The record is from the annotation of a GenBank genome assembly.